Messenger RNA from Chondrus crispus (carragheen), 3674 nucleotides. RefSeq lists its product as hypothetical. Bases 1 to 3087 code for a protein of 1028 amino acids. Lineage: Eukaryota; Rhodophyta; Florideophyceae; Gigartinales; Gigartinaceae. The record is from RefSeq and is a predicted model, not a curated record. The transcript is spliced from 2 exons.
AUGACCGCCCCAUCAACCCUGCCCGUCGUAACGCUGACGGCCACAGCCCCGACCCCGACCUCGCUCCUCCUGCCGACCAUAAUCGCCACGAGCGUCUCCCCCGUCAGCGCCACCGUCACCCUGCAAAACCACUCCUCCUCCCCCCUCUCCGUGACCCUCACGCUGUCUGCCAAUCUCCGCCCGCUCCUCUCCCUGGCUACCUACUACACCGCCACGCCGCCGCAGCCAUCCCCCGCGGCCUCCGCCAACCUCAACCUGCUUCACCGCUCCACCACCUCGUCGCUGCCUCUAACCCUUCCCCCGCAUUCGUCCACCCCUCAUCCCAUCCACUUCGUCCCCUCGCUCGCCGCCCCCGCCCACGCCUCUCUCACCACCCUCUCCUCUAUCUCCGGCCGUCUCCUGCUCCACUUACCCCCUCGCCGCUCCCCCCUCUCCUCGCUCAAGCUUUCGGCCACCCUCUCGCUCUCUCGCCUCCUCGUUUCCCCUCCUUCCCUCCCGUUUGGCCACAUCCCCGCCCUCGUCGAAUCCACCCAAGCGCUCAACGUACGCAACGUCUCCCCAGUUCCUACCUCCUUCCUACUCUCCGCCUCCUCCCUAGAUCUUACCUUUCUGCAUGCACGGAAGCGCACCCGGCUGCCUCGCGCGGCCAUCCGCGUCCCGCCGUUUGCCUCCCGUCGAGUCCUCUGCGCCGUCCGCCCGCACGCCCCGGGCUCCCUCAACGCCACCGUCGCCGUCGAAGACGUCCACAAUCCCCAUGCCAUGCUCCGCGUCCCGGUCACUGCCGUUGUAGCCCCGCCUGUCGCUGGCGCUUUCGAAACCGACUGCGGGCCCGAGCUUCACUUCGGCGACUGUUACUCUUCGUGCAGCGUCUACAAAGAUAUUGCUGUCACCAGCAAGACCUCACAUCGCAUUUCAUUGUCGUUUGCCUCGAAUAGACGCCAGCAAGUCACGUUCGAGCUGCUGCCGCAAUGGAGUUUGGAUUCCGAGGCCGUGGACAUGAAGAAGGAGCCGGAUGCCAUGAUUACGCCCUGGCGGGAGGAUCUCGUUCGCGGAGAGGUUGAGAGACCAAUGUCACGGAGCCACCGUGCCUUUUCCGGUGCGCUGCAGUUGCCGAUAGACGAUGGCGCGAGCAGCGUCGUCACUCGUUACGGUUCCGGGUCGUCGUUGUCUACGCAGCAACAGCCAUCCACUUCUGCUGAAGCGAUGGACGCAGAUGGUAGACUCGUCGCUUCGAUCGCGAGUAAGACCCGGCUGACAGAACAGGUCACUUUAGCUGCCGGCGAGACGCGCACGGUGAGAGUUUGGUUCUUGCCGCUCGUCCUUCCCACACUGGAUGCUUUCGGGCCUUCAUCGGAUUUGGACCGCGGCCGCUUGCGCCCUGACAGCUUUCAAAUUAUAUUCAAGCUUUCGUCGGAAGAAAGUCGUGUAGUGGAGGGGAAGGCAAGAGUGUGCGAGUCUAUGUUGCGGUUGGAGCGAAACGAAACGCAUUUAGGGAAUUGUGAUGUGCUUACUCAGUACCCUUCAUCGGUGAGCAUUAUCAAUUGCUCCGACUUACGAGCCUCUGCCACUAUCGAUUAUGUCUCUCAAAGUGUAGUGGCGGAUAAUCAUGAAAUCGUCAUUGAGCCGCGGAAAGCUUUUGAUGUUGCUUUAACGUUUGUGCCGCGCCAAGUAAACCCGAAUUACCACAAGGAAAUCACGGUAACGAACAAGAGGAAUCCAGAACAUCCUAGUUUGGUCUUCACUUUGCGUGCAAAUUGUAUCGAUGGACAAGGGGUUAGUUUACACGCCCUGUUUUACAAAAUCCUUGCUCCUACCCAGACAAAUGAAAUUGACUUUGGUGUAACUGUCGCCAAUCACAUGGCAAUUCGUGCCUUCAAGGUCCGGAACAUCACGCAAGGGCGACUCAGGUUGAAAUUCAAUGGGGCAAAAGGGAUAAAGACAUACGUUCCCACGCAGAGAGACAACCAGCCGGCGAAUGCGUCGGUCGCGCAUGAGAACAGCGAUAAAAUACGUUCGUUCACGGGCGAGAAUGUCUCAGACCAGAAAAGCUUGCCUGGGCUAAAGACAGAUGCCUGCGAUUUUACGGCAUUGCGGAAUGUAAACGCACUUGUCGAAGAUCACAUAUACUACAAGGGAAACAAAUCUGGCAAGUCACUGCGUCUGAAACGACGUGCUGGUUUCGGGGACGAAAAAGUGUGCACACUCAAUGAGGGUGAAAGAAAGGCAUUUGGUGAAUUCAAUCACUUGAACUCACUUGCAAGCAACCAUCUGGGAAAUAGCAACACGGGGCUCCGAACAGUUGGUGAAAGUAGACGAAGUUGGGAAUCGUUUCUCAGGCAGCUAACAGAGAGAGAUUACGCAAUGCUUGAUUCCAUGCCCAUGUUCUUUUCCAACUACGCAUCCGAAAUGAGUUACUCGGAUCGGCAGUUUCGACCUGCUCGUCGUCUGCAAGGUGCUCUACAGGAUGGACUACUGGAAGAUACAGGCAUUGUAACUCUCGGCGCCGGCGCGGAGCAGCUACUCGUUGUGACCAUGAAUCUAUGUGACAUGGAUGUCAAGGGCAAGACGAAGACCAGACCGAUUGAGAAGGAAUUGACUGUACAAAUGCUAGAAUUUGAUCAUACGCGGUUUUCAGACGCCGCACCCACGAAUUCCAAGGAGGUGAAUCGGAUGGCAAGGCUUUUUGAGGUUGAUGGUGACUCUAUGCCCCGUGCAUUGAUUUUAACAGUACAUGCCUGUAAGAGUCGGAUGAAAAUUGCUCCAUUAAGUCAGCUGAACUUCGGGCGCAUCGCUUGCGGUGAGCAAAAGGACAAGACGUUUUCGAUCGUUAACUUGUCUGAAGCACCGCUUUUGUAUGAAAUCAGGAAGGCUAAUGCUGAAUCUAGUGACCAGUUGCGAUUCAAUCUCGGGAAGGGCACCCGCGGAGUAGUGAGACCGUACUUGUCCAAGACUGUUCCUUUCAUUUACACUCCGACGAUAGAAGGAAUGUUCGAAGAGAAAAUUGUCAUAGAAAACCGGCUAGAUCGUUCUGCGAACUGUGAACUUGUUGUGAAGGCAGCGGUUGCCAAGGCUCUACCCCUGACAUGAUGCGAGCAAGCAUCGCAGUACUGCCGCACUUUCCGUUUCCAUCUUUUUCAAAAAAAAUACUGAGAAUCAGACUGCACUGUUCAUGUCACAUGUGGAAAGGCGGCACGAAACAAAGAGGGAGUGAAACUUGAGCAACAGCGGUUGUAUAUGUACAGUAUGUCGUGCACAGAAGCGCGUGAAGCAACACGAAAGACGUGGUGGGGUUCGCGUGCGGCAGAGGAUGCCGGGCGGGAGGGAUGAAAGGGCCGAGCGCAGGGCCGAGUUGCGCCGACCGCUGAGGAAUGAGUCCUGGAGGAAAGGGUAAUGGACCAGUGGCAUUGGACCUCUUCCCUCAUGUGAGGCAAGAUGUCCAGAUCCAGAGCCUGUGAAGUUCACGGUAACCUUCGUCAGUGCUCUUGCGCAACUCCAGGAUAGAGUUUAUCCUCUAUCCGAUCGACAUCGCCACUUUUCCCAAGAGCCUCGAAGGCACCCAUUAUUGAACGUAACAGCUUUUACAACGUCAAACGUGCGCAUUACCCCGCGGCACAAAUUGGUAACAUGGCAAUAAUACGAUGCAUAAAAAGCCAACGUGCAAGUCUUGGCCGCAA